AAAGCUUCCAUCUUUUGACAAAACCAGUUCAACAUCAUCAGAGAUUAUAAACUCAUGAAUAUGAACUCAAGUGGUGAUGAGGAGAAGCUUGGGAAUGGAGUUGUGGGGAUUCUAGCUGAAUCAGUGAACAAAUGGGAAAGAAGAACACCGUUGACACCGUCUCACUGCGCUCGUCUUUUACACGGUGGCAAAGACAGAACAGGCGUUUCCCGUAUUGUUGUUCAGCCAUCUGGAAAGCGUAUCCAUCACGAUGCUUUGUACGAAGAUGUCGGAUGUGAAAUCUCUGAUGACUUGUCUGAUUGUGGUCUUAUCCUCGGUAUCAAACAACCCAAGCUAGAAAUGAUUCUUCCGGAGAGAGCAUAUGCUUUCUUUUCUCACACUCACAAGGCACAGGAAGAAAACAUGCCUUUGUUAGAUAAAAUAUUGUCUGAGAGAGUGACGUUGUAUGAUUAUGAGCUCAUUGUUGGAGAUCAUGGGAGGAGACUACUGGCAUUUGGUAAAUAUGCAGGCAGAGCUGGUCUUGUUGACUUCUUACAUGGACUGGGAAAGAGAUAUCUAAGUCUAGGAUACUCGACGCCUUUCCUCUCGCUAGGUUCAUCCUAUAUGUAUUCCUCAUUGGCUGCAGCAAAAGCUGCUGUGAUAUCUAUUGGUGAAGAGAUUGCAAGUCAGGGACUGCCAUCAGGAAUCUGCCCUCUUGUAUUUGUCUUCACCGGAACAGGAAAUGUUUCUCUUGGGGCACAAGAAAUGUUCAAGCUUCUUCCUCACACCUUUGUUGAACCUAGCCAGCUUCCUGAACUAUUUCUAAAAGACAAUGGGAUUAGCCAAAAUGGAAAAUCUACAAAGCGUGUACAUCAAGUAUAUGGCUGUAUCAUUACCAGCCAAGACAUGGUUGAACACCAAGAUCCAUCAAAGUCCUUUGACAAAGCUGACUAUUAUGCACACCCGGAACACUACAAUCCAGUUUUCCACGAAAAGAUCGCUCCCUAUACAUCAGUUCUUGUUAACUGUAUGUACUGGGAGAAGAAAUUUCCCCGUCUUCUGAGCACCAAACAGAUUCAAGAUUUAUCAGCAAAAGGAUGUCCACUAGUGGGAAUAUGUGAUAUAACUUGUGACAUUGGUGGCUCUAUUGAGUUUGUUAACCGAGCUACUUCAAUUGACUCCCCUUUCUUUAGGUUUGAUCCUGCAAAAAAUUCAUACUGUCAUGACAUGGAUGGUGAUGGUGUAAUAUGCAUGGCCGUUGACAUUCUACCCACAGAAUUUGCUAAAGAGGCCUCCCAGCAUUUUGGAGACAUUCUUUCCGAGUUUGUCGGUAGUUUGGCUUCAAUGACUGAAGCUGCGGAUCUACCUGGACAUCUGAAGAGGGCUUGCAUAAGCUACAAAGGAGAGUUGACACCUUUGUAUGAGUAUAUUCCACGCAUGAGGAAGUCUGAUCCACAGUAUGCCCUGCUUCCAUAAA
Molecule: messenger RNA, 1456 nt
Organism: Brassica oleracea var. oleracea
Lineage: Eukaryota; Viridiplantae; Streptophyta; Magnoliopsida; Brassicales; Brassicaceae
Product: alpha-aminoadipic semialdehyde synthase-like
Exons: 11
Coding region: 55-1455 (466 amino acids)
Cellular component (GO): cytoplasm
Molecular function (GO): saccharopine dehydrogenase activity
Source: RefSeq, a predicted model, not a curated record